AAUCUAAAAAGUCUCGGCGUGAACGAAGUACUGCCUGCCUCAGGAAAAAAACAACUAGAAAACUCUCGCACUCCAAGCAAGCAAUGGCGACGCCGCAGUCUUCACCACCACCACAGCCGCCUCCCACCGCCUCCAAUCUCGAGAACUCCGCCACUCAGCCCACCCUCCCGACUCCACCUCAGGUUGAUGUUGCCUCCGGGAAUGGAGUGGCUAGAGCGGUUGACAAGAAGCCUGAAACAGCUCAGCAUUUUGAAUUCCUAGAUGGUGAGAACUACAUUGAGAAAUAUAGCAAAUAUGAAUCAGACUACACUCGCCGGCUGAUGGCAAAAUACUUCUCUGAGAAGAAUCUUUAUGGAGGAAACAUAUUUGAGGAAAAAAUGACAAUAGACGAUGAGGCUAUAUCGUCAAGCAGGUGGUCAGGUACUCGAUCGUUUGCAGACCCUGUGCAGAGUUUUGAGGAGCAGAGCAGCAGUGAUUCAACUUCUCCUUCUAAAACCCUGGGGCGAUGAAUGGUGAAAAAUGGCAUCAAAAAAGAGAGAAGAAAACAAUGAAAAUCUUCCAAUGUUUGCAACGGAGACCUAUGCAUUUCCGGUCGAAGAUAGAGCAACUGCUGAUCAUCAUUCCUUACCAGGUAUGAUACUGCUGCUGCACCCAAAAUAUUUGAUGGAUGGAGAGAGUGAGAAACAAUUGCUAGCGUAGAAGUUUUCUUUUCUUACAAAUAUUUAUCUGUCUUUGGAUAUGAACAACGUACUUCGGUUAGUGAAUUAAUGAAGUUUCAUUAUUUGUCUGUAA
Molecule: messenger RNA, 792 nt
Organism: Tripterygium wilfordii
Lineage: Eukaryota; Viridiplantae; Streptophyta; Magnoliopsida; Celastrales; Celastraceae
Exons: 6
Coding region: 84-509 (141 amino acids)
Source: RefSeq, a predicted model, not a curated record